AGGGAAAAAGGAAAAAAUCGCCUCCACCGCGAAAGGGUGGAAAAAAAAAAGGCGAGGCGAGGGGAGGGGGGAAGGGAAGGAAGGUAGCGCGCGCGGGGGGGCUAGGGUUUCGAUUCGGUUCGACCCGACUCCGCAGCCAGCCAUGGACGCCGGCGACGCCUGGGGCCGCUCCUCCUCCUCCUCCUCCGCCGCCGCCAGGCGCCUGCAGUCGCGCUACGAUCUCUACAUGGGGUUCGACGACGCGGACGCGGCGGGAGGGGAGGAGAUGGAGGCUCGCAGCGGGGAGGCCUACAACUGCCCCUUCUGCGGCGAGGACUUCGACUUCGUCGCCUUCUGCUGCCACGUCGACGACGAGCACGCCGUCGAGGCCAAGAGCGGGGUAUGCCCCAUCUGUGCUACAAGGGUUGGAGUGGACUUGAUAGGUCACUUGACGAUGCAGCACGGAAGUUACUUCAAGAUGCAACGCAGACGAAGAGUCCGAAAAAUAUCUUCGGGGUCCCAUUCUUUGCUUUCCCUGUUAAGAAAGGACUUAAGAGAUGGCAGUUUGCAGUCCUUUCUUGGUGGAUCAUCCUAUGUAUCUAAUCCUCCUGCUGCUGCACCAGAUCCAUUUUUGUCAUCUUUAAUUUGUAGUUUGCCUGUGGCUGAACCAUCGAAAGAUUUACAUUCCGACCCAUCUGACAAUAACUUUUUGCUAAAUAAAUUCCCAGAUGAAAAGACUGUAGAGAGGUAUGUCACCUCAAGCUUUGCUCUUUCUGCCGCCUCACUCCGCUCCCUCUUUGCCACAAUACCAGUACCACUGUAUCUGAGCCGAACCAUCUCUGUCGGAGAAGGAUCAGAAGGAGAGGGCUCGAAGGAGUAAAUUUGUCCGUGGGCUCGUGCUCUCGACAAUAUUUGAGGAUGAUAGCUUGUAAGGGAGGUCAUCAACCUUAAUCUAGCAGCGGCAUGACAAGGUCAAGGAACAGCAUUACAUGAGAACCAGCAAAAGCCUUGUUCAUACCGCCGCCGAUGCUGCUUCCAGCCUUCGCGACAAACUGGAGGCCAAGCAUCAUGUUUAUGUAUGAACGUAAGUAUGAUGUAUGUCUGUCUUUCCUGCAUUUGCUGAGAGGGGUAGCGGGAACCAGCAUAGUAGUGGAGAAAGGUCUCUGUGUCCCAACCUUCCACGUCGAAUAAACGAGGACAUUGUUUGUGUUCCUUGAGUGGCUUUGUGCAUAUAUGGAGAGAGGAUAGCUACUCGCAAUGUAUUAGGUUACCUCUGUGUUUAUUUAAUCAGUGUAAUGUAAUAAUAGGACGUGCUGCACGAUUGUAUUUAAUCCCAACGGUAUGUGAUACUGCAUUGGAUCUAUACAUGCCAAGAGCUA
Oryza brachyantha (malo sina) is the source of this 1358-nucleotide messenger RNA. RefSeq names its product protein DEHYDRATION-INDUCED 19 homolog 2. NCBI's taxonomy places the organism in Eukaryota, Viridiplantae, Streptophyta, Magnoliopsida, Poales, Poaceae. The record is from RefSeq and is a predicted model, not a curated record. The transcript has 5 exons. Bases 143 to 859 code for a protein of 238 amino acids.